AUGGAUACUCCUAAGACUAACCCAGCUUUGACAACGUCUCGUCCAUUAGUGGGCGUUGCUACAAUAUUAUUGUCCAGUUUACAUCCGCAAUGUAUUUUAUUAGGAAGGCGUUUAAGUAGCCAUGGAACUGGUACAUAUCAACUUCCAGGUGGCCAUUUGGAAUAUGGUGAAUCAUUUGUUAACUGUGCUAGACGAGAACUGCAAGAAGAAACAAAUUUGACGUUAAAUAGCGUACCCAAAUUAGUUUAUGUAACAAAUAAUUUGUUUGAAGAUAUUGGGAAACAUUAUGUGACACUAUUUAUGUUAGCUCAAUUAGAUGAUGAACAAGAAUUAUUAAAACUAAAAUGUAUGGAACCGACGAAAUGCGAUGAAUGGAAAUGGGUGAAAUGGACAGAUUUAAAACAAUUGAAUCUAUUUAAACCAUUAGAAACAACUGUCAACGAAGGAUUUAAUCCCUUCCUGAUUGAAAAAGGGACCAUCUUAUCUCCUUGA
Molecule: messenger RNA, 492 nt
Organism: Didymodactylos carnosus
Lineage: Eukaryota; Metazoa; Rotifera; Eurotatoria; Philodinida; Philodinidae
Source: the annotation of a GenBank genome assembly